Molecule: messenger RNA, 4956 nt
Organism: Aplysia californica (California sea hare)
Lineage: Eukaryota; Metazoa; Mollusca; Gastropoda; Aplysiida; Aplysiidae
Product: little elongation complex subunit 2
Exons: 17
Coding region: 179-4939 (1586 amino acids)
Biological process (GO): snRNA transcription by RNA polymerase II; snRNA transcription by RNA polymerase III; positive regulation of transcription by RNA polymerase III
Cellular component (GO): transcription elongation factor complex
Source: RefSeq, a predicted model, not a curated record
GAAAGUGAAAACACUACGACUACGACACUGAACGUAGCAAAAUUAUAUUCAACCUUCCAGUAGGAACAACGAUGUCUUUGCGUUGCGAUGGAUGAUUGACUCGAAGUUGAAAUAAUUGUAAUUCUAUGCCUGUGACUGAUAUAGAUUCUAGAUCUAGAUCUAGAAUCUAGAUCUUAUUAUGGUUAAUCUAAGGUCUAAAGUAGGAGUAGAUCUAGGGUCUCGAGGCCGAGGCCGAGGAGGCGGUCGUGGACGUGGUCGUGGUCGUGGUCGUGGUCGUGGUCGACCUAAAUCUGAAGUUACAUCUAAGCCUAAUUCCAAGAAAAAUACCGAAUCGGUUGUCAAUGAAACUGGUGAGGAGGCUGUUACUGCUGUUGAUGUUGUCACAGAUGGGGGAAGAACGGAAGACGCUGGUGGCUGUUCAAAGGAAAAGCUGCAAAGUCAACAGCCCGGGCAUCAAGUCGAGGCUGAGAAGAAAGUGCCGUCCAAUACAGAUGUCGAUAAUCAGCCGUUAAUUGAAAAGGCCCUGGAGGAGGAAAAUUGUAACGCCAGGAAUGCAUUGUGGAAGAAACCCAUCAAUGGGUUGGGUUGUUUUUUCACAGAGGAAACAUUUAGAAGAGUCAUGGGUCCAGAACCUUCUUUUGAGGACAAGUUCAAAGCGCAACUAUUACGGGCAAAUUCCAUGAAGAUUGAAGUGAAAAAGUCAAAGAAAAAAGACAGAGACAGGCCUGCCGUAAUGACAUCACUCGCCGAUUGCAGAGAGACGGAUUCGGGGCAAACUUCACCAAGUACUGAAGCUGAAGUAAGAGACACAGAAUCUUCGAUUCCUUUCAACGGAGUCCUCGGUAAAACAGUUGUCAGUGACACAGUUAAGUCAGGCAAUGCUUGCGUUGAGAAAGAGCAGGAUAAGCCAGAAUCUGCAAAAGAAGGGUCUGUAACCUGUGCCACAUUGGAGAAGCUUCCUGAGACUAUACCUUCUUUGGCAACAAUGACUCCUCAGCCAGCAGGCAUGGGGAACCUUUCUGUCUCAGAUGACAGGAGUUCCAGUGCCCCAUCUGAGGAAAAAACCGUCCAGUCAUCCCCAACUAGUGAAGAACAGCAGGCUCCCACAAACGACAAUUUGACAAAUGCAACCACGGAUAUCUCAGAACACGCUGAUCUUCAGCACCCAGAUCCAGAAUUGGCUGCCGAAAAAUCAAUGCUCCAUCAGUCAGACUCGGACACAGAGACGUUGUGCCUUGUGAUGCCGCCACUGUCCUCUGACGACGACGACGAUGAUAAAGAUGCUGACGGGCAAACACCCACUUUUGAUAGUGUUCUGUUUAAAUCCACAUCACUGAAUGUGUCCAAAGAUGACAGUACUGUAACUACUAAUGUAAACAAGGCUGCAAGUGUUGAUUUACCCAAGUCUCAAGAUGUGUUGCAAAGUCAAGACAGUCAACAAGUUGUGAGAAGUAGUUAUAAUGUUACAGAACAUCAAAAUCAGAACUUGACUGGUAGUGAGAUAUUACCUGUUCCUGCAGUUGCAGCGGUUGUCAGUCAGUCCCAACCGCUGUAUAAUGAUCCCUUGGUCAACGAAACUCAAAAUCAAAGUAUGCAAGCAUCAAAGGAUAACUGGAGGGCGGAAGACAUUCCAAUAUUCUCUGUGAAACAGGAAUCGCCUGUGAAAGAAACGGUUUCAAAGUUGUCUACCCCUGCAUCAUCGAGGCACAGACGGAACCAGAUCUGGUUGGAAGAGACAGUGAAAGAGACACAGACCCCCAAAGUUGACAAAAAAGCCACGGAUUCGAAUCCAGGAGAGACAGAGGAAGCAAACAAAUCGCCCGCAUUCAAGAAGUCGGAUCUGACUAAAUCAGAACACAAUCAGUACUUGGAGCUCUUCAACAAGUUUGUGCGGCCGUACCUCGGCGGCAAGCAACCUCCAGCUUUCUCUCAACAGCAGCUGCGAGACCUGGAGGUCUUUGAGAAACUCCAACAAAGAGUGCUUAAGGAGCAGGCAGAGUUCCAGGCCUAUCUUCACCGGAACGCCAACACCUGUCCCAAAGCUUACACUUUCAUCAGGUCUAGUGCCAAGCGAUAUGCUAUGAAUCGGUGUCAGUCGUACCGCCUCAACAGGAAGUAUGUUUAUCAAUUUGCACCGAAAGAGCAGGAAAAGGUGGAGAUGUUCAGCGAGAGAAAGGAGACCGCAGAACUAAAAUUUAUCUUCACUCUUCUGAAAGUGGGACUUCCUCCAAAGGUGACGUUGCCCGAUCUACAGGAGGGUACAAAGCCGUUCCCGAUUCAGCACGAUGACGAGAGACUGGACCACCGCUUCCCCAGACGUAAAGGCAUCAACGCGAGAGGCUGUAUCAAUCAUGAGGUUGUCAGCAAAGACCACAACGCAGAGCGCCUGGCCAACAAGUACGAUGCCGACGUGGUCAUGUCGUCAAGCGCCGUCAAGUGCCUGGUGGACAAUCAUGGGCCGGACUUUACCCGCUGUUGGUGCAUCCCGUUCUCUGUGGUCAUGCACGAGUGGGAAGAUGACGAACCGCCGACGAAAGUUGUCUAUUUUGACAAACCUGUGUCGGAGGACAACUUACCCACAAGGGAGAUGAACAGUUUAUUCCACAAGUACUCUUUCCGCACAAGUAUUUCACAGCCGAGGCGGAAUAAAAACACCAAGAAGGUGUCGGGUCCCUCGAGUCUCCCCUCCCACAACUUCCUGUCUGCUGUGGACGACGCGUUUGACAUAUUUUCUACCGAGGGAGAUGAUUUGGAGACGUUUGGGACGGGUUACGCCCCUUCGAGCACAAAUGUUAAGAAGUCAGAUAAUGAUAGUGAUACAACAAAGUGUAAAGAUUCAUCGAAGGGUUUGAGGCAGUCCAAGUUGGAAUCGAACCCAGGGGUUUCAGGGGCUAGGGCUUGUAAAAAACCUGAUCCCGAUGUGCCACCUGAAAAGUCAGAGCCUUUCGAGAAAGGAGACAUUGGUCAAAGAACAGCUACAAGCAAGAGUGAGGCAAGUGCAUCAAAAGUUGGCAAGGAAGUGCACGGAGGGGAAAGUAGUACGGAUCUCGCAGAUUGCAAUUCAUCUCCUGCCAGUACUUCAGACAGGGUCGUUACUCGUCGAUCUUUCAGAAAGAGGCAAGCCCCCGCCCACCUGUCCAAUUCUGACUUUACUCCUGUAGGUGGUUCACCUCCAAGCUCUGAUGUUUCGGAGAGAGAGAUCCAAAAUGUGAAGAAAACGAGGCUGCAGAGUAGUAGAGCUGAGGUAGAGGUAGAGGGGCCGGUAGUGGCAGAUGUCGGCAGUCAGUCAAGGUCAAAUAGUGAACUCUCUACGCCUCUAGUGUCAGAUUCUGUGGCCAUUUCUCCAGGCAGGCAUCUGCGCUCUAUGUCUAAACAACAGUUGGCGGACACAGCUGUUGACAACGAGAAAGCUGAGGGUAAUAAAGAUGUGGCAAAAGACAGGAAUGGAACCGAACCCUCGCCUUGCAGUGCUGUUGACCCAACCCUCUCAACUGAACCACCAGCUAGUCAUAGUUCCAGCCAGGAGGAUGCGACCCCGUCAGGUUUGAACCUCCCCAGGAGACGCGGUCGGCCUCCUAAAAGAAAGAUUGUACCUGUAGAUAGUGAGAAGCCUGUGUGUGUGGAGACCAGUGGCUCUAAAGAACCAAAACUGACCUCGACAGUGGAUUCAUCUGAUGCGCCCCUCGGAAAUACUUCACAGGUAGUUGCUUUAGACCAUCAGGACUCGGAAAAUGAGAUGUUGGUCAUCGACAUGUCUGUCGGGGACAUGCCUGAUGCUCCUGCCUCACCCUCUGUAGCGUCCAAUCCGGCAAGUCCACCCAUGCAGGAUCCGUCAGUUUCCCCGCUCAGAACUCUGGAGAUCCCCACAUCUCCGGUGAUGGAUGCGGGGAGUAGGGGAGGUGACUCAGAUGUCCCUGUCAUUCCUCUCAGUCAAACGUCGCCACCAGACAAGUUUUCAUUGAAAAAAGUUAUCCCGGAUAAGGUUUUGCCGUUGGGAGUUUCAUCGAGAAAAGUCUGGCUUCCUCCAACUCAAGACAGAGUGAGGAAGAACCUGUUAUCUGAUACUAACAGCAGAGAACAAGUGAAUGUCAUGUUCAGCCCCCUGGACUCGAUCCUCGGACCCUCAAACUCAAAUACAGAGGAGCCUGAGAGACCUAAUGCUGCCAGAGAGGAUGGCAACAAGUACCUGGCCCCAGCGGUGGAUGGUUUGAGUCUUGUAUACAACCUGUUCUCUAUCGGGGACUUGCGGGUGAUUGUUCGCUCCAACGACCAUGGGGUGCUGCGACGGCAAAAGCAGUCCACGCAUGUCUACAUGGCCCCCAAGCUGGAGUACCAGUCGCAGCACGGCUAUGAGCAGGUGACCUUGAGCGAGGCGUCGCGUCAGUGGGCGGCUUGCCUCGUCAGACCCGGAGCCAGCCUGCUCAGAGCUCGGAUCAAUGCUUUCAGCUCAGAGAUCCUGAUGUUGGAGGAGCUCACAGCUGCCCAGAUAUUGCAGUCUACGGGGUCGCUGGUGCCCCAGAAAGCUUUCCACAUAAUACACAAUGUGCUGGCCACAGCUACAGAACUGAAGUGUGGCCGCUACCUGCUGUGUCACCGGCCCGGUCAAGAUCACUGCACCGUCCAUGCCAAGGGCUACAGGGCGAGCGGUGAGUGGAGCAAGGCGGACAUCUCUGAGGUGAUCAGACGGAAGGACGACCCGGUUCCUUGGGUCCCCAUCGACCCAACUGUCCUCCUCCCCUCUCACGUCCAGUACAGGAGAAUCCCGGCAACUUUCCUGCCCAAAGAUGUGAUACCAAAGAACAACAACCACCACAACACUAAGUCUGGUGAUGGGGACACGAAGAAAGGGCCGCCUCAGCAGCAUAGGAAAAAGAAGAACAAGGGUCAGAACAGACGGGGCCGAGGCCGGGGCCGGGGCGGGCAGUACUACAGGAGGUGAUCACACGGGGGUGGGUU